CUUUUAUUAUAGACUUAUAGUUCGAUUUUCCAAGAAAAUUCGCUCAGCAGCAAUAGGAGACUAGGAAGUAGCGGAGUACUUCAAAGAAAUUCCAUCAAAGAAAAAAAAAAUUAAAGAAGAAUCCAACCAAAAUUCACAAGUUUGUAUUUAAUAAUGCAUUUAUUCUUGCUAUAAAAAUCAUAUUUCCUGUUAAAUUAAAUAAACCACUGCAACUUCCAUAGCCAUCUCCGUCUUCAACCUUCAUCCUCUUUUUUCUCACCGGGCUGUUACACUCAUAACCCAUCACUUUUCAUGACAGUCCGGUAAUCCUUUUCUUCUCUUUUCUGUUUUUCUCCAUUCCAUUAAAAAUUAAUAAAAAUUCAUCUUUUGACUGUGUAAAACGACGGAGAUUAGUGGAGAGAGAAAAAUGGCACAAACGACAAUCUCAGUAGUGGGAGGAAGAACAGGGGAAGAAUCAAACAGAACAUCAGUAUCAUCAGCAAGAUCAUCAGUGAUAGAUUCAUUAAGAGGAUGUGGGUUAUUAGGAAUAAGAAUUGAUAAAGAAAUUCUCCGCCGUAAGAUAUUGAUUCCACAGUAUCUACGGUUAGCAAUGCGUCGUGCAAUUAACUCAAAAGAUGUAAAUGGUGGAGUUGAUUCAGCAAAUCUUCUGGAAGCUGAAGAAGUCGGUGUAACACCAGAAGCUCCAAUAGUUGUUUUUAUUAAUUCUAGAAGUGGUGGUAGACAUGGCCCUGAACUUAUGUUGAGACUUCAGCACUUAAUCAGUGAAGAACAGGUAUUUGACCUUUCAGAUGUUAAGCCCAAUGAGUUUGUACAGUAUGGAUUGGCUUGCCUCGAACAGUUGGCUGGUUUGGGUGAUGUUUGUGCAAAAGAGGUUCGGGAAAAGUUAAGAGUGGUGGUUGCUGGAGGGGACGGUACAGUUGGUUGGGUACUUGUAAGUCUAGGUGAACUUAACAAACAGGAUAGAAAUCCGAUUCCUCCAGUGGCAGUCAUUCCCCUUGGCACUGGGAAUGAUUUGUCUAGGAGUUUUGGCUGGGGUGGUUCAUUUCCAUUUGCUUGGAAGUCAGCUGUCAAAAGAUCUCUUCUAAAGGCUAGCUCUGGUCCUAUUUGUCGUUUAGAUGGUUGGCACGUGUCAAUAACCAUGCCUGCUGGAGAAGCUAUGAAACUUCCUCAUUCGUUAAAGUCCACUGGAGAAUGCACUCUUGAUCAGGAUAUUUUGCUUGGUGGCCAGCUUCCUGAGAAAAAGAGUUGCUAUGAUGGAGUGUUCUACAAUUAUUUCAGUAUUGGUAUGGACGCACAAGUUGCUUAUGGUUUCCAUAAUUUGCGUAAUGAAAAACCGAACCGUGCCAAGGGGCCAGUUGUUAAUAAGAUGAUUUAUUCUAGCUACAGUUGUACCCAGGGUUGGUUUUUCACACCAUGUGCAAGUGAUCCAGGCUUAAGGGGACUGAAUAACAUAUUGAGGAUACAUAUCAAAAAGGUCAAUUGUUCAGAAUGGGAGCAAGUACGGGUUCCGCCAAAUGUAAGAUCAAUAGUGGCAUUGAAUCUUCAUAAUUAUGCAAGCGGAAGAAAUCCAUGGGGAAAUUUGAGACCUGAAUACAUGCAAAAGAGAGGCUUUGUUGAGGCCAAUGCUGAUGAUGGUCUUCUUGAAAUUUUUGGUCUAAAGCAUGGAUGGCAUGCCUCUUUUGUGAUGGUAGAAUUGAUAUUGGCCAAGCACAUUGCCCAGGCUGCUUCGAUAAGGUUUGAAGUACGAGGUGGUCAAUGGAGAAGAUCAUUUAUGCAGAUGGACGGGGAGCCAUGGAAACAGCCGUUAGAUAAAGAGUAUUCGACAUUUGUGGAAAUUAAGCGGGUGCCAUUCCAAUCUUUAAUGAUUCGAGGCGAAUAACACUCUCUUCUAUCCUGCCAAUGCUAUGACACGCCGUAUUUGUCUUCAAUUUUUUUUACUUCUACAAUUCAUUAUUAGAACUUAGAAGCCGUAGUAUAUUGUAUCAGUUUGUUGUAAAAUGUAAAUUAAUCUACCAGCGUAGUUCUCAUAUCGACUUGCGGGCCACAAAGUUGAGACAAGCGAGCUAAGCAUCCUUGCUUGAGAUGAUCAAAGUGUGAAAACUACUGGUAAAAGUGUUGUAUGAUUGAGCGUUAUGAACAUUAAAAUAAGCUGAAUUGUUAAAUCUAAUCUUCGGAUAUCAUUUGAA
This is a messenger RNA of Amaranthus tricolor (Joseph's coat), 2186 nucleotides long. Its product is annotated as diacylglycerol kinase 4-like. The record is from RefSeq and is a predicted model, not a curated record. NCBI's taxonomy places the organism in Eukaryota, Viridiplantae, Streptophyta, Magnoliopsida, Caryophyllales, Amaranthaceae. The coding region runs from base 407 to 1879 and encodes 490 amino acids. The transcript is spliced from 12 exons. Gene Ontology annotation, molecular function: ATP-dependent diacylglycerol kinase activity.